Molecule: messenger RNA, 13350 nt
Organism: Seriola aureovittata
Lineage: Eukaryota; Metazoa; Chordata; Actinopteri; Carangiformes; Carangidae
Gene: grm5b
Product: glutamate receptor, metabotropic 5b
Exons: 18
Coding region: 528-4286 (1252 amino acids)
Biological process (GO): G protein-coupled glutamate receptor signaling pathway; trans-synaptic signaling by endocannabinoid, modulating synaptic transmission; regulation of synaptic transmission, glutamatergic
Cellular component (GO): postsynaptic density membrane
Molecular function (GO): adenylate cyclase inhibiting G protein-coupled glutamate receptor activity; G protein-coupled receptor activity involved in regulation of postsynaptic membrane potential
Source: RefSeq, a predicted model, not a curated record
CGGAGGAAGCUCGGAAGCUGCUCAGCACUCAGAGGCAGCUCCGGUGUGUUUGACAUUGGACUACACAUUAUCGGCAGUAUCUUUUCUCUGUGAUAGUAACUUGCAAUCCCAUUGUCCAGCGCGACUGUGCCGGUGACGCCGGGGAGACAUAUAGGUUCCUAUAAGGUUUAUGUGAACAUGUCUGUCUUUCACCUGUUACUGUGGAGACCAACUCUGCCUUAUAAUUGGGGGAGCCUGGAGUUAUGUCAGCCAAUGAGACUUAGCCCAGAUUUUCUUUUGAAUUUCCCAGGUUGCACUGCUGCACCUGUCUCAGCUGUUGCAGUGAUGGUGCCACAUUGAAAUCCGAAGGACAGAAAAACAAGUUACAAGAAAGGAAUAUAUUGAAAUCAUCCAUAUUCAAAAACUCCUCUGUGCCACAAGCUCUUGCCAUGGAGAGGAAAAGUUUUUCUUGGACAAGUAGUUCCCUGUGACGGCUCUACACAGCAAAUUUGACACCUGCUUCUCCUUUGUUAACUGAACGGACCAAGAUGAUGCUUUGGCUGCUGCUAGUUGUGUCCAUUUGGGUGGUGUCUGAUCAAGCUGACUCUGCCCAGUCCAACGAACGGCGGGUUGUAGCACACAUACCUGGUGACAUCAUCAUUGGAGCGUUGUUCUCCGUCCAUCAUCAGCCUACUGCUGACAAGGUACACGAGCGCAAGUGUGGCGCGGUGCGAGAGCAGUAUGGCAUCCAGAGGGUGGAGGCCAUGAUGCACACACUGGACCGCAUUAACAAUGACCAACACAUCCUUCCCAACAUCACCCUGGGCUGUGAGAUCAGGGACUCCUGUUGGCACUCAGCUGUGGCUCUGGAGCAGAGCAUUGAGUUCAUUCGGGAUUCACUGGUCUCCUCUGAUGAGGCAGAAGAGUGGGGUGGAGGAGGUUCUUGGGGAGGGGGAGGAGGUGGAGGAGCAACAAUGAAGUGUGCAGACCCCUCUGCCACUCCAAUGCGGGGGAAGAAACCUAUUGUGGGUUUAAUUGGACCGGGGUCAAGCUCAGUGGCCAUCCAGGUCCAGAACCUUCUUCAGCUGUUCAACAUACCACAGAUUGCCUACUCUGCCACCAGUAUGGACCUCAGCGAUAAGAGCCUUUAUAAGUACUUUAUGCGGGUGGUGCCUUCAGAUGCCCAGCAGGCAAGAGCUAUGGUGGACAUUGUCAAGAGAUACAAUUGGAGCUACGUGUCUGCUAUACACACUGAAGGCAACUAUGGUGAAAGUGGGAUGGAAGCGUUCAAGGACAUGGCGGCCAAGGAGGGCAUCUGUAUCGCCCACUCUGGCAAAAUCUGGAGCAAUGCUGGAGAGCAGAGCUUUGACCGGCUGCUGGAGAGACUGAGGGCUCACCUGCCCAAAGCCAGGGUGGUGGCGUGUUUCUGUGAAGGCAUGACUGUCCGCAACAUCCUCAUGGCCAUGAGGCGACAGGGACUGGUAGGAGAGUUCCUCCUCAUCGGCAGUGAUGGAUGGGCAGACAGGUAUGACGUGACAGAUGGUUUCGUUAGGGAAGCAGCUGGCGGUAUCACCAUCAAGCUCCAGUCGGCUGAUGUGAAAUGGUUUGACGAGUACUACCUUAAACUUCGCCCCGAAAACAACCUCAGGAACCCCUGGUUUCCAGAGUUCUGGCAGCAUCGUUUUCACUGUCGACUUAAAGGCCACCCGCAGGAGAGCAGCAAGUACAACCGCACCUGUAGCAAGCGGGAGUCGCUUCGGCAGCAGUAUGCACAGGACACCAAGAUGGGGUUUGUCAUUAAUGCCAUCUACUCAAUGGCAUAUGGCCUGCAUAAUAUGCAACGGGCACUCUGCCCAGGCUAUCAGGGCCUAUGUGAUGCCAUGCGACCUAUAGAUGGUGCUACACUGCUGGACUUCCUGAUGAAAACCAACUUCACAGGCGUGUCAGGGGAGGGAAUCUUAUUUGAUGAGAAUGGAGACUCACCUGGCAGGUAUGAAAUAAUGAACUUCAAAAAGAUGGGGAAGGACUACUAUGACUACAUUAAUGUUGGCAGUUGGGACAACAGAGGCUUGAAAAUAGACGAUGACGAAAUCUGGCCCAACAAAGACACAAUGAUCAAGUCAGUCUGUAGUGAGCCCUGUGACAAAGGACAGAUCAAGGUUAUCCGUAAAGGUGAGGUGAGCUGCUGCUGGACAUGCACUCCCUGCAAAGAGAAUGAGUUUGUGUUCGACGAGUACACCUGCCGAGCCUGUGAACUGGGCUCCUGGCCUACUGAUGACCUCACAGGCUGUGACCCAAUCCCAGUUGAGUACCUGCGGUGGGGAGACCCUGAACCCAUAGCUGCUGUGGUCUUUGCCUGCCUCGGUCUAAUGGCCACGUUCUUUGUCACCGCAGUCUUCAUCAGGUUCCGGGACACCCCAGUAGUGAAGUCUUCCAGUAGGGAGCUGUGCUACAUAAUAUUAGCAGGGAUCUGCCUGGGUUACCUGUGUACCUUCAGCCUCAUAGCCAAACCCCAUGUCAUCCACUGCUACCUCCAGCGACUGGGAAUAGGCCUGUCACCUGCCAUGAGCUACUCUGCGCUUGUCACCAAGACAAACCGGAUCGCUCGUAUCCUGGCAGGCAGCAAGAAGAAAAUCUGUACAAAGAAACCUCGCUUCAUGUCUGCCUGCGCUCAGCUCAUCAUUGCCUUCCUCCUCAUACUGCUGCAGCUGGGCAUCAUCGUGGCUCUCUUCCUCAUGGAGCCACCUGAGGUGAUCCAUGACUACCCCAGUAUCCGCCAGGUCAACCUCAUUUGCAACACCACUAACCUGGGUGUGGUUGCCCCGCUGGGGUACAAUGGCCUGCUCAUCCUCAGCUGCACCUUCUAUGCCUUCAAGACCCGCAACGUCCCAGCAAAUUUCAACGAGGCCAAGUACAUUGCCUUUACCAUGUACACCACCUGUAUUAUCUGGCUGGCCUUUGUGCCCAUCUACUUUGGUUCCAACUACAAAAUUAUCACCAUGUGCUUCAGUGUCAGCCUCAGUGCCACUGUGGCUCUGUGCUGCAUGUUCGUACCCAAGGUGUACAUCAUUUUAGCCAAACCAGAGCGUAACGUGCGCAGUGCCUUUACCACGAGCACAGUGGUCCGCAUGCACGUGGGCGACGGCAAAUCGUCCUCAGCUGCCAGCCGUUCGUCUAGUCUGGUUAACCUGUGGAAACGCAGAGGCUCUACUGGAGAGACACUCAGCUCCAACGGUAAAUCAGUAUCUUGGGCACAGACGGAGCGCAGCAGUUCACGUGGCAACCACCUGUGGCAGCGGCUUUCCUUCCACAUCAAGAAAAAGGAGAACAAUCAGACUGCAGUCAUCAAGCCCUUCUCCAAAACCUCUGAGGACCGUUACUGCGGAGGGGGUGACCUGCCCCCACAUAUUCCUCUGCCGUCCCUCCCGUCCAUGUCCUCUCUGCCCAGUCAUCCGGACACUGGCACAGACAAGACCCUGUACGAGCUCUCGGAAGCAGAGGAGCGCUACUCAAUCACGUACCGGCCACAGACACCUUCUCCAAUCAGCACGGUCAGCCAGAGACUAGGGGCAUGUUUAGGGGAGGAGCCUCAGAUGACUGGCAUACCAAAGUACCCGAGCAGCAUUUGCAGCGGCGGCAGCGGCAGCAGUUGUGGUCGUGCCAGCAGUGGCUCUGUUGUGGCUGGGAGUGAUGGUCGUUUGGUCACUGUGGACGAUCACCCAGGACAGGCCCAGAGUUCACUGAUGGAUCAGAUCAGCUGUGUGGUAAACCGCUUCACCGCCAACAUCACCGAGCUCAACAGCAUGAUGCUGUCGUCCUCUCCGACUCACUCACACACACACAAACACACACCUCCUUCUCCGCACCCCACUGACCCCUAUCUGUUACCCCGUGAGCUUCCGAUGCCCCCGACCCUCACCACCUACGCUGAUGUCCAGCCCCUCCCACCUGUCGAGUCCAGCUUGGGGGGCCGGGGUGGCUGCCUCGCUCACCCUAUCCCUCAUUCACCUUACCCCCUGCCGCCUCCUCACCCCCAGACCUCCCCCUCUCUGUCCCCCAUGCGAGGAGGCCUGAUGACCUGCCUCACCGAUUCCCCUCUGAGGAGGGCGGAGUUGGAAGAGGAGCUUAUUGCUUUGACUCCGCCGUCACCCUUCCGUGACUCUCUGGCAUCCAGCAGUGGCUCACCUGUAUCAGAGACAGAUCUGUGUCUCCCCCCAGUCCCGUCCCAUCCACCACCUUCUCCCCCUUCGCCCAGGUAUAGCAGACUCACACUCAGAAACUACAGCCAGAGCUCGUCCUCACUGUGAGGCAGAGAUGACAAGUUAAGAAAACGCAGAAGUGAAGAGGAGCACUCAAAAGCAACAGGUCAUAACGAGAAAAGAGGAUGGAUAGAAUGAAAUCCAUUUGUCCCUGUGUGGAGUAAAAAGCUGAAGUGAAGGAGUCAUAGAGGGCUGGUUGGUGAAUGCACCAAGCUGUGUUUAUGUUUACAUGUUCGCAGUGAGAUGCAAGUGUAAGAAGCUUGCCCACGUCGUAUUUUCUUAGUGCUGUCUCUCACAAGUGAAAAUGUGAAGAACUGCAAAAAUGGUCACUAUAACUUUGCAGUGUUUUGGUGUCUGUAAAGCCAGAAAUCAUUCUCGAAGGUCUGGAGCUACGUAUCAUUUAGGUUUGGGUAGUGGCCUUAAGGUAACAUGGCUAUCAACUAAUUAGAGAUUAUGAGCUUGUGUGUGUGUGUGUGUGUGUGUGUGUGUGUGUGUGUGUGUGUGUGUGUGUGUGUGCGUAUGUCUGUGUGUGUGUGAGCGUGAGCAUGUGUGUGUGAGUGUGUUGAUGAGAGUUAAUGACAAAAUGAGAGCUGAUGAGGUAAGACUCCUAAGCCUGUACGGGCUAAACAGAGGCUUUCAAGGGCACAUAUACACAGUAUCUACACACACACACAUAGUCACACACACAUAGUCACACACACAAACAUGUGUGAGCGCACACAAACAAAUACAAUGUAAGGGAAAAACUCUGUAAAUAUAUGAGAGGUUUUGGAUUUUUCUUCGAUGAUAAAAUCCAACAUGCUUCUGACAAAAGUGCAUUGCGUUAACAUACCAGGCUGUAUGUUACUCUGAAGAACUUUCUCACAAAAGCAUCUUUUGAUUCAUUCAGCUCUCCGAUCUGUUCCCUCUACAUAGCUUUCUUUUCCUCAGUCCCUCUUUCUCUUGCUGCUUUCUUUUAUCCUGCCAGUAUUUCAGUAUUUUCUACUCUUCCAGUUUGUUUUCUUCAGAAGUUUGAAUGUAUAUUUUCUACAUGAUUCCUGAAGCAGUUGGGACCAAACCUUUUGUACCUCUCUGUCUGUGACUUGAGAAAGAGGGAGAGGAGGGAUUGACAAGACCAGGCCUUGUUUUACCAUCAACAGCUUAGUCAUUAAAUUUUGUUCAGGUGGAUGAUUGGAAGAAAUCUGACCUCAAAGCUUAUUGUUAGUGUGUGACAUUUAACAGAGUAUUAUGUAAGGCUUAGCUGGAUCCCAGUCAUGACAUUUUCUCUAUACAGUUUGUCAGCAGGACACAAGUGUCACUCUGUUUCAUCAAAGACAGUGCUUUGAAUGGGAUUAAUAGGAAUCAUCUUUAAUGUUAGCGGGCACAUAUUGACAGAGUCUGUCUCUACCAGGGUCAUCUGUUGCACAGGUAAGCUUUUUUUUAUAAAUUCCCAAAAGUUCAGACUCCAGAUAAGACUGACACCACAUUACUCUUAGUGUCAUGAGACCAACCUGGUAGAAUAAGACUGACUGACAUCCAGUUGAGCUGCUCAAAAUAUUAGCGUAGCAGAAACAGGAAAAGACAGACAUAAAAAUUACCCAGACCUCAAAUCGUAUUGACUUAAAGGAAUAAUUUUGCAUUUUCUGAAAAUUGCACUCCUGCCGAGAGCUAGAUGAUAUUAUGAUACCACUCUUAUAUCUGUCAGGUGAAUAUAUGAAGUCAGUGGUCUGGUAACAUGUUAAUUAGUUAACUUUAAAGGUGCCGGUAGGCAGAUUUUGUUAUCUUUGGACAGAGGCUCGCUAUUUCCCCCUUUUCUUCCCGUGUUUAUGCUGAGAUAACUGGCUGCUGAUUGUAGCUGCAUAUUAAAUGGGCAGAUAUGAGAGCGGUAUCGAUUUUCAUCUCAUUCUCAGCAAAAAAUGUCUGAAAAAUCCCUGGAUUGGGAAAAAUGUUUGAAGUGAAUGUAAUCUCUCAAAAAAAGACAUUUUAUAGAAGACAGGCUUUGGUUUAUAUGGAGAGAAUUACUGUCUGAUAUUAGCUUAAAGGUCAAAUUCAGGCCAAUGUACAUCCUGAUAUUCCAGACAUAAAUGUCUGUGUAGAUGGGUAAACAGAACAGAACUUGCACAAGACUGCGAAACCUAAAAUAUCUAAUUUGACUAUUUAAGAUUUGGGUUAAAAUGUAUGCCUUCAAAUGGAGUAUUGUACUUACAUGUGCCACACAACAGAAUUUGUGAGGACUCCGAGUAGUACAGGGAUAUACUGUAAAAUGUGCCGAUGAAUGCAUUCACUAAGAUGCUUUUGAGAAAUGGGGCCUUGGCGUUGUGUCAGCUCCCUCCACCAUGGAAAACACUCAGAAAGUAAAGAAAAAAAACCCACAAGAAAUCUAAAGUUAAAAGGUUGUGAUACACAACACAAACAUUUUUAUACAUUUUAUAUGAGGAAUCUGGAGCAAAGACAUGGAUUUGAUAUAUUGAACUAAAUCAAAGAUAAAUUAGACUGUUGGUAUCGCAACAGCAAUCAGUGCUUCAAAAUGUUGCCUGUGUAUUAUUGUCCAUCAAGCGCUCCAUGUUUUCUGCAGCAGAUGCGUUCGUCUGCUGUGACAGCGGACUGACACGGAUGCAGUCCAUGGUCAGAUUUUUUUGAGUGUAGUAUUUCUGCUCUACAGUAGCCAGCAAGAACAAACUCAGACAAAGUGAUUCUGUAAAUAAUAAGGGCAUGCAAAGACAGUUCUGUUUUGUUUCCGAUGAAAGUACAUUUAUUUACAUAUCAACAAAGCUGAAAAAAAGAAAAAAAAGAUGUUUUUGAACUAUGUUAAAACAUACAGUACCAAUAUGUGUUACGACUACAGAAACUGUGUUACUACUCUGAAUGUGUGAGUGACCAUUCCUAUUCAAAUGUCUUGUAAUUCAACAAUAUAAUAAUAAUUAAUAUGAAUAUGAUUAUUGUGCCAAAGGGGUUGGGAGGGUCUAGCUUACUAGCUUGUGGGUAAAUUUGUGGUUUCAUAAAAAAAGAAAAAAAAUGUCAAUGUAAAACUGUUUCUAUUGUUUUGGAUAUUUUCUAUAUAAAUAUUCCACAUUUUCCAGUGUAAAAGCAAUAUUAUCCAUAUGUAAACAAGAUGCACAUCUGAGGGGUUUCUUAAAUCAUUAACAAUGUUUUAGAUCGUUGUUCUUUUUCAUCGCUCUGUAAUCUUUGGUGGGCAACAAAAAGGAUGAUAGCAGGUAGAUAAAUAACAUUUUUCUUUGCUUUUUUUCUAAAUCUAUAUUUAAUGAAAGGGAGAUAUUUAGUAAUUUCUAGUUACAAAGGUGCAAUUCCCUAUUUUUGCAAUGUUAUCUUCUCACUUAGGGCCUGUAGUUCCACUUUUUCCACCUUUUUAUUCCUGGUUCAGUCUGAUGUACCGAAGGCAUAGGUGCGGUGUGAGAUAGUAAUGGAGAUGAUUUAUGUGUGCCAUUAAUUGUUGUUUACUUUUUUUAAGAAGUGUGCUGCAAACUUGGUCUUAUGUCCUCAAACAAGCUGCAGUAUGUGUCUGCAAUUCAAAGCAAGAGAUUAAAGUUCUUCUUGGGUCCCAAAUGGGUAAAAAAAAAAAAAAAAAAUAGAAGAAGUGGAUACGCACAAUCAGCAUCUUAGAUAACUGUUGAGACUUUUGCUUAUGAUAGGAUAAAAACAUACAAGAAAAACGCAUGAAACAAGAGCUGUUGGUCAUAGUUGUACACAUAAUUGGUCCCUGUCUUAAAGUGCUGUCUGUGCAUUAAUACCUCGACUGUGCUCAUUUUAUCGUGCUAAUCUGGGCGCUGACCUGUUGUCAAAAAAUUAACUAGCUAUUGUUGAGAUGUGAUUGGGGAGGAGCCGGUUUAUGUGCUGCUGCCUGUCACUGACAUUGUUUGUAACAUGCUGAGAGCUUGCUUCAGCACUUCAGCUGCAUGUUAUCAGCCCCCUGGGUGAGGCUUCGACAGUUGUGUGCUGCCUCUGCAGAAAAAGACAGGAUCAGCGCUUAUUUCUACUGCUAUCUUAUUCUCUUUAAGGGCUCAGUUCUUUGACAUCAUCUUACUUUAAAAUCACACAUGACCAACAACAAAUAGUCAUUAAAAAGGGCAGAGGUUGCACAUACUGUAUAUUUGGUAUAAAAAAACUAAUGCAGGUAUUGACUUGUAAGCUCAAUGUAAACUCACUGAACCCCAGGGAGAUGAUAAGUGAUCUGUAAUCUAUUGUAGCAUUUAUGAGGAAAUACAAUUUGUAUAGCAUUUGAAUCCAUUCUGUUCAACCAGGGACCUUCAAACAUUUCCAUGAAAAAUGCGUAGUAAUCGUCCCUGUACGGAAAUGAAAUAGUAAUGCAGACAGUACAUUUUGCUGACAAACUGUGAGACAUCUGCACUAAUACCAUUGCUCCACAUUUUAUCCCUACCUCAAGGAUCACAAAAAGCUACCACUCAUAUUAACCUGGGCUGAUCUCCGUUAAAUUGAUAUUUCCCUUCAUAUUCUAGACAAAACAUGAUGAUGAUGAGCAAAAUCUUAUGUUUGCCAGGAAGAUGAUCUCCUGAUGAUGUCUACCCAAAAUGCCGUUGGCUCACUUAUUUUCGUAAAUGCACUCUAAAGAAUUGGAUUGAUAAUCCCUGCGCUCAAAAAUACUUUUAAUCCAGACAUGCUUAUCUGCUGAUAGGAGGAAAGCAGACCCAAGGUCAUUUAUUUUAUACCAUUUGAAUGAAAACAUGAACAGUUGAGGCUUUUAUCAGUCGCUCUUGUCCCUCAUUUAUCUUGCCAGAUAAAAGUAAUGGGGUUGUUUUGGGUUUCGGGUGCAGCUUUUGGGUGAUGUCGUGGUGAGGGAGACAGAUUUGCAGAAGCAGGACCUCAUUCAUCAUUCGGGCUGGCAGUGGCUACCCUGCUGAAAUGACACCACCAGCUUUCUACCAUCUGUAAUAGUGGCGCUCUUAAGCUGACCCUGACUUCUCUGUAGAAGGAGGCGAGUCAGAAACAGGGAUCCACAGAGAUAGAUGACAAACACCGUUAAUUUAGGUUAUUGUCAGUUUAGCACUCAAGAGGUCUCUGGUGAGACAGAGCAGCCUCUCCCACUGCCCUGCCUGAGUAUUUGUUUGAAUUGAUACAGAACACAGAACUAUGUUUACUGUGUAAACAACCACAUAGACAUAUGGUGGCAUAUGCUGUGAGGGCAGAGUGGGUGAAGUUUUAGUUUAAGUGAAGAUAUAACAAAUUGUUUCUUAACAGUGUUAAUGAUAUACGUAAAUCACAAGAUGAUUACGUGAGAGGUAGAUAAGAACCUAAGUUCUUCAUUACAGGUAGAGAGGCUCAGAUCAACCAGUACCUCGUCCCUCUACCUGUAAAGCAAUGAAUCAUUUCAUAUUUAUGUUAAUUCUGGUUUUUGUUUUAUCUUUUUUUCUUUUCUUUUUUUUGCGCAGUAAUCAAAAUGAAUCAAUGAGCCUCGUCAAUCAAAUCCUAAACAAUACCUAUCCCUAAGAAUAAAACUGAUUACUUAAGAGUAUAAAACAGAAGCAUGAAAAACUGUAUUGAAAAGAAGUAUCAAUAUGAAGUGAUACUGAUCAUUUUGGGACAAUAUCCAGCACUAGUGUUGAGAAUGGUAAAUCCUCCGUAGGGCUGAACCAAGAAUUUCCAAAUAAACCGAUACACUAACUCACUUGAAACUUAAUUUUGUAAAACUAUCUGACAGCUUGCAUUUUCAGGAUAAACUAAUGACAAGAUGCAUAUCAGUCUCGUGAAUAUUAAAUUCCUGGGGGGAUCGGAUGAAUCCACUUUAACUGCAGCUGGUUGAGUGAAACCCAAGGCCCAGGGGUUGACAGUUAGAUGUCUUAAAAAUCAUCAACAGUAUUUUUGUAAGUUUGUCCGAAGCUGCUGAUUUGAAUGUUGCUUUUUAUUACUGAGUAAAGAGCAUGUGUGUUUUCAUAUGUGGUUGUUUCCUCAGCCAGUAGGGUAAAAUGACUGAUUUUAGGGAGUCAGUGUAGAUUAUAUAGUGCAGAGGAGAUGGAGUUGUGUUAUAAGAAGUUAGGUUCCGUAUUAUAUUGAUUUGAAGUACUUAUUUAUUUGGAUUCAGGAUUUAUGAUAAAGUGGAAUAACAUAUUAAGCAGGUCUGUGUGUGUCUGUAGGGAAUUAUUGUUUUACAUACAGAGCAGGCGACUUACAGAGUUUACAGUAUUGUGUAUUGAUGGUUUGUGAAAUAUAUUUAGUUAAACAAACUCAUCCUGUGUUUCUAUUGGUGAGAGUAUUAAACCAAACUGAACUGUGAUAUUACACCAUAUGACACAGGCAUCCUUGCAGGGCAUGAUGGGUAUCAAAGAAACACCAAUGUGGGUGAUUUCUUUAGUUUUAUGCUGUGUGUUUUUUAUAUUCCUCAUAUAGAGAUCAAACUGUUUGGAUUACCGCUGUGGACACAAACAUAAUUAAUACCCCAGCUUUAAAUUCUGGUGAGAUUCUGUUUUCAGUGGAGUGUUAGCGAUAUCAAUAAGGAGAUGAAUGUUGCCUAUAGAAGUGAUGUUUACAUUCUUACUGCUCACUUGAGAUAAUCAAGAUUAUCAUGUUCAAUUACGGGAUUCAGUUGUCGUGACAUUUUACAAGCUUGUAAGCAAACGUACACGUUUUGUGUUUUUGUGGAACACUGAGGUGGAUGAUCUGAGCGGAAAAACUAAUUUCACUUGUUCUUGACAAAGGCAGCUCAUCUGCAUAUAAAUUAAGGCUAUGGGCUGUGCUCCAGUCUCGUUACAACCCAGACUUAUCCAAAGUUUAAUUCAGCCCAGCUCACUGAAGCAGCUACUUUGGGCUUCAUUUUGAUAAAAAAAAGAAAAUGAUGAUGGGUUACCAUAAAGAUAAUUAAAGGGAAGAAGAAUGAGCUGAAUUCCCUAUACUGAGUGUGUAGAAUGUACUAUAUGUUGUUCUGUAUUCAUUUAGAAGUAUUUAUUCACUCCAGGCAGAAAAUGAUUAUUACUAAAAUGAAAAUGUUUGAUAAAUGUAUAUUAAUGAUUUAUUUAAAAAAUUAACAGCAAAGCCAGGCUUAAAUUGCAGUGUAUUCCCAGACUCCACUAGUGUUUUAUUACAGCGUUGUUAACAUAAGCUCCUCCACUCAGUGCCAGCUUUCUCUUUUUUAUUUCAGGUGCUAUUGCAUUUUUUAGCUGGGGUGGAUAAACACUACACAAAUUUGAUUAAACUGGAGCUAUAUCUACACCAGCUUCUAGUGAAAAAUUCUAAUUAUAUGAAAUUUUUUUAAUAAGCUGUUAAACAGUGCCAACAUCUUGUUAAUGUGAAAAAGAUGGCGUAAUUUCAUCAUUUUCUAAAGGGAGCGUUGUAGUGUUUAUCCAGCCUCAGGAACAUUGGAUUGUUAAUUAAUUACUUUUAAUGAACUUACUUUUUAUUAAUUUGUUUUUUUUUUCCCCCUUGCAUUCAGAACUGUAGAAUGUAAUCUGAUGCUAUAUAUUGGUGUGAUAAUGGAAGAUGGUUUUAUAUUUGGAUAUUUGAUUAUCUACUAAAUAUUUUCACUCAGCUUUGUGAAGUGUAAAAUGUGAGAAUAUAUGGCUCUAGCUGUUUGGAAAAUACAGUAUGUUUCUAAGUGGCUCUUUAGUAGGGGUUGAUGACGGGUGAGAUGGGGGGUGGGGUUAGGUUAUAGAUGUCUACUUCAGGCAGAUUUUAUGUUCAGUCACUGUUUUAACCCACAGAUAAGCUUUAGAGUAGCCUCCGUGAUUACACACUAACAGGUUUGAUAUAACUGAAUUGCUUUCAGAUUGUGCUGGGAUCCAAAUUGUUUGUCACUGGCGCUGGGACCUUGUUCACAGGCUUUUUGGAGGCUCCCAACAGACCUGGCAGUAAGAAUCAGAGCAGUUUUGGCCAAACAGAGUUUUUCUCAUCUCCCAAUUAAUGAAUCUUUAUCUCUUCACUCCAAAUUGGCCCAGGGUGAUGCCCAUGAAGGCACUUCUGUGGGCUGAUCUGUAGCCAUGGGGAACUGUAAACUGAAAGGACAGUAUUCAGUGUUAACAGGAUGCUCCCUGUACUCUUAAUGUAAGAGUUUGUUUUUUUAACCAAGGGCAUAACAAAUUAGGAGUAACAAGCUUUUUUCAACUUCUUCUGUAAUUUUUAUUAGUGAUAAAAAACAACAACACAUGUAACGUGUUAUUAAAGUAUUAAAUCCUUUUUAUUUAUCCUUUUAUCAAAUUCCCAAAAAUCAUCAAAUCCAGCACAAUUGUGAGCACACCUAUCCAUAUAUAUGUUCAAAUUAUAGGUGAUCAAGGUUGGGAGAUUAGAAAUCUGUUUAUACUUGAUACAGUUGGACCAUGCAUGAAAGCAUGAGCUGUCAAAUAGAAAACGCAAAAAGUUUGAUUCAAAACAACUGUGCUUAAUAUUUCAUAUCUUGUUGCCCUGUGUCUCCUUUUUGGGAAUACCACGUUGCUCUGAUUCCUCUGUCACUGCAUCUCAUCCUUGCUUUUCUCCCUUGGGUCAUAAGUGGCAGGAACAAAGACAAGAUGUAAGACAGGAAGUGCAGAUGCAUUAAUGGGAUCUGCAAAGAACCACAAGCCCCCAGAAGCCUGUGCUAAAGGGAAAACAGUGAGCACUCAAAGUUAAACCGGCAUAAGGCAGCUCUAGGCUGCCACACGACCACACACCAUAAAAGUAACUCUGAUUUUGUAAGGGUGUUGGGUAAGGGGACAUAUGAGUUUAAUCUUUUGUUGAGCCCUUCUCCUCUCUGCAGAAACACCGUGCUAUCAAAGCAUUUUGGCAUUAACAGGUCGAUUUUCUAAAAAGUCUCCAUAGUGUGACUCACUGCAGUCGAACGCCCACCCUCUGAGCACCAAGAAAGACCUGGCGUAGCCUACUAGAAAUGGAAGAAAAAAAGUCACAGGGCAUUCAUUAACUCGAACUUACAGCUCUUCAUGAAUCCUGGUUCUCUUUAUGUUUUUUCUUACUGGGAUGUAACUCAAUGUUUCUGGGAGCCUCCAGUCAGUGUGACCACCACACAGCAGUGCUGUGGAGUCAGACAGGAGAUGGGAUAUGGUGUAGGGAAAAUAAUUAUCAAACAAAAAAAGGAUUUUGUUUUUUGUUUUACCAUUGAUAAAUCAUUGUGUAAGUGUACUACAAAGUACCUUUGAAUCACUAUUGAAAUCAUUAUUAAAAAAACUAUGUUUGACCA